AUGGAUAGAUCUACGAAAAAGAAAUGUGCGUGGCAGGAUAGAAAAGGCUCGAGAAGCGGACAUCCGCGAAAUGAACGGAAAAGAUCCACGGGUUUCAAGGGAACAAAUCGACACGAUAUGGAAACGGAUCCAACGUUUGCGAGCACUUCGGCACCAAAAAUCUCGAAAAAAAGUCCAGAGUUUGAAGUUCGAAUCGAUCAAACGUUUAGUUAUGUGAUUUUGGAGUUCUUUUUGGUUUUCGGCGCUCUUCAGGAACUGUUGAAGUGCAAAAAGUGCAAUAGCGACGUGAAGUUUUUUAAAAAAUCGAUUCGCGGAUUGGGCUUUAUAAUUUGUGUUCAGUGUUCGUGUCCAGAUCCGGUCGAGAUAGAUUCUUGCCCUUUGAUAAAAAAUGCUUAUAAAAUCAAUCGUCGUUUCUGCUUUGUCAUGCGAAUGAUCGGCAUCGGCAUAAAUGGCAUUAGAAAUUUUAUCGCCUUGAUGGAUUUAACUGCAAACUUCAAUAAUAAUACCUAUUAUGGAAUCGUGAAAGUCCUGCAGAUUGCAGUGAAAUCAAUAUACGAGGCCGUCGUGAAAAAAGCAGGUACCGAAGAGAAGGAAAAAACUUUGGAAGCAGAAAAUCGGGGCGAUAUUCUGACGGUGUCCGGUGAUGGAUCGUGGUCGAAACGCGGUUUCACGUCGCGCAUGGGUAUCGUCUCCGUGAUUGGAAAAUAUACCAACAAAGUUUUGGAUGUUGCUGUGAAAUCAAGCUUCUGCAAGGCUUGUGCAUCCUGGAAAGGAGAAGAGGGAACACGCGAGUACGAGGCGUGGUUUGAGACGCAUGAAUCCGAAUGCAACGUCAAUCACGAAGGCAGCGCGGGAAAAAUGGAAGUCGACGGUUUAAUCGAAAUAUUCAAGAGAUCAGAAGAAUUGCACAACGCGAAAUACGGUUUCUAUAUAGGAGACGGCGAUACAAAAACAUUCAAGAUGUUACUAGAAGCCAAGCCGUACGGUGACGAUUUGACGGUAAACAAAAAGGAAUGCGUUUUGCACGUGAAAAAGCGAGUGUAUAAAAGGGGAAACGAAGCAAGAAAAAGGUUAGUUCAACUAAAAAAGGCCAAAAAGCAAAUCGAAGACAAGGCAAUGGAGAGUGAACCGAAAAAAAAAGGAUCUCGUUCGAGUACUCCGAAAAAUAAAAAAAAUCAAACAAAAAAAACUGCUGUUGAACCGAAAAGAGCGCAAUUGGCGUUAAAAUUAUUGACAAAUCUCUCCGAAUAUUAUGGCUUGGCAGUUCGUCGAAAUUCCAAUUCCGUGGAAAAUAUGAGGAAAGCCAUAUGGGCUACAUUUUAUCACAAAAGCUCAACUGAUGAAAAUCCUCAGCAUGAGUAUUGCCCUCCGGGAGAAGAUUCGUGGUGCGAAUGGCGCAAGGCCGAGGCCACAGGAGAGGAGUACACCCAUCCACCAGCACUCGACGAAGACGUACAACAAGUUUUGAAGCCGAUUUACGAAGAUCUAACAACGGACGAUCUCUUAGAACGAUGUACGGGCGCAAACACUCAAAACAAUAACGAGAGCUUCAAUCACUGUGUGUGGCAACUAGCCCCGAAGCACGUAUUCUGCGGCAAGCAGAUAGUGGAAAUCGCUACGCAGUGUGCUGUGUGCACCUUCAAUGAAGGUUACGACCCGAUUUUAAAAAUUUUGGAGACGAUGGCAUGCACGAUAGGGCCGAGCGCCGCACAUUUCGCCGCAAAAUACAAAAAUGCGCACAUCACCCAAGCAAACCGCCGGGCGUCCCUGGAUAGCAAAGAGGCGAGGACAGCUCGUCGGACUGAACAAUCCAUCGAGCACGAUCUUUUCGAAGAAGCAGAAGGGAUAUUGUAUGGACCUGGCAUCGCUGAUUGGCCGUGA
Danaus chrysippus (African queen) is the source of this 1881-nucleotide messenger RNA. The record is from the annotation of a GenBank genome assembly. Lineage: Eukaryota; Metazoa; Arthropoda; Insecta; Lepidoptera; Nymphalidae.